UAAACCCAUAUAGACAGAUCCAGCCAACAGACUGUGACUAUUUGCCGAGUCCAUCUGCUAGGUACGCAGCUUUCGCUUGUUUGAUAUCUGGCUACAAUUCCACAUCAAAUAGUACUUUUCAAGGAUUUCGUAGUAAAGCUAUCGAUACGUGUAUGCUAAUCACCAUUUCGUACUCUGUUAACGAGUCCAAAAUUAACACCCGAGGGGUUCGCACGCAUCAAACUGCACUCCUUUUUGUACACCUUAUUUUAAAUAUUUUUGGAAAUCGUGUACAGAAAUUUUUCGUUUACCGAUUAUUUCCUGAUUGUUGGUUAGCUCAAUUCUCUUUACCGAAAUAAAAAUGGCAAAAAGUUUUUGCGUUCUCACCUUAGUCCUUAUUUGUGGGGCAAUUAAUAUCCAAGCUUCCGACGAUAUGGAAGCCGCUUGGAAGAAAUAUCAGGACGAAUUCCCGUUAGGAGUUCAAACGAAAGCCGAAUUAGGAAUACGCAAAUCCAUCUUUGAAGAAACGCAUGCUAAGAUUACGGAGCACAACUCUAAAACAAACGCCACUUACAAAAUGGGCCACAAUGCCUUCUCAGUUAUGACUGAAGACGAACAGCAAUCUUAUUUCGGAGCACUUGAACCGGUCCCACCUUCCAAUUUGCCUGGUCUCUUCUCUGAGCGACAACUGAGCAGAGUUGACUACCGUACUGAUUCGUGCAUGCCGCCGGUAAGGAACCAAGGUAGAUGUGGAAGUUGCUGGGCUCAUUCCGCCACUGCAGUCGUCGAAUUCGGAAAAUGUAAAAAACAAGGAGGAAAGAGUCUCGACUUCAGCGAGCAGCAGAUAAUAGACUGCAGCCGGGCUAACGGCUGCUCUGGCGGAUGGGAACACGAGGCUUGGCAAUACUUGGCUUCCAACUGCGGCCAAACUGACGAAAAAUCCUACCCUUACACAGCUAAGGCUGGAGAUUGCAAGUUUAGCACACGGAAUAUGACGAUUGGAGCUCAAAUUUCCUCUUCAAAUCCUGUACGAUGGGUUCCAGCAGGAGAUACAAAGGCCAUGAUGAGCAUCUUGUCGGGAAAACGAAUCCUUUCCAUUUAUAUGCAACUGCCUGAUAGUUUCAUGAACUACAAAAGUGGAGUUUUUAACGACAACAAUUGCGUUCCCAGAAGGGCUCACGCUAUGAACAUCGUCGGAUAUGGCACUCAGAAUAGCGUUAAUUAUUGGGUCGUACGUAAUUCGUGGGGUAAUAAGUGGGGAGCUGCCGGCUACGUUCUUGUUCAGCGAGGUGUCGAUUUGUGCAUGAUUGAAAGAUGCGUUCGCACUGCUAACGUAAUUUAAUCAGAUUUCCUUUACUCUAUAUCCUAAUCCAUAAAUUCUCUAGUUUCCUCAUUAAUGUUAACGUGCAAUACAAUUAUGGGAGAAUAUCUGCACCGCACAGUGAGUCUUUCCGUUGAUAGUAUGCUGUGAAGGAGCUUGGGAAAUCUCUUGUUCAGAUCAAUUAAAAAAUGUGUCGACCAAGAAUACAGAUAUAACCAAGAAUAUCUAAAUAAGUAGUGUUUUAGGUAUCUCGUGAUUUCUUCGGAUUUUUUACUAUACAUAAUGAACACUUAUUAGCUAGUGAAACGAACAAGGUUAUUUAGUUCUGCGGAAGAUUUCUUCAAUGUAAUUUUGCUUCUUCCUUACAAAAAUGAAAAAUGGAGCCAAAGGAGACAUUUGUUUUUA
Messenger RNA from Daphnia pulicaria, 1705 nucleotides. Its product is annotated as zingipain-2-like. The transcript is spliced from 7 exons. NCBI's taxonomy places the organism in Eukaryota, Metazoa, Arthropoda, Branchiopoda, Diplostraca, Daphniidae. Gene Ontology annotation, molecular function: cysteine-type endopeptidase activity. The record is from RefSeq and is a predicted model, not a curated record. Gene Ontology annotation, cellular component: lysosome. Bases 341 to 1321 code for a protein of 326 amino acids.